Molecule: messenger RNA, 2070 nt
Organism: Rhododendron vialii
Lineage: Eukaryota; Viridiplantae; Streptophyta; Magnoliopsida; Ericales; Ericaceae
Exons: 8
Coding region: 1-2070 (689 amino acids)
Source: RefSeq, a predicted model, not a curated record
AUGGAGGACUGCGGGAUCGAGUUUCUAUCAAUUUUUCUUGUCACAAGUAUUUACAAGUUCUCUCCGUUAAGGUGCGAGGAUCUUCAAUUAGGGACGAAAUCAGAAUUCAUUGUUAUGGAUUCAACAGUCAUGUUUAUUUGUAAGUAUGGGUUGCAGAUUUUUCUGAUGAGGUUAUCGGGUGGUGGUAAGUUGAAGGAUGUCUUAAGCAGCAUUUGUAGUAGGUGGAAGAAUCUGUCGAUUGGGAGUAAUUGUGAUCGCAUAAAUACAAAAGUUGAUGAGAAUGAACAUAGUAGCCGGUUAAUUGUUGGUAGUACUAUUGAUGAAGUGGAUGAUGUUGAUGAAGUUGUUGAUGAUGAGGUAGAAUAUGUGGAUGGAAUGGACCCCGCGGAAAAGUACUGUAAACAUACGGAGACUAGGUAUUUGACUGAAGCUUGGGCUAAUUUGAUAAAGGGUGUUGGACAAGAGUUUCCUAAAGGGUGUGAAUGGAAGGUGCAUGCUAUUUUAAAUAGAACCAAUGGAGUAUUUCAUAUUAAAAAGUGUCAUAAUGAGCAUAAUUGUGGGUCAACAUACCGAACCAAUAAGCAUAAGCGCGUGUUAUCCCGUCUGGUUGCAAAUGAGAUAGCUGGGAUUGUUGAGAAAAAAUCCAAGACUUCUCCAAUCGACAUGCAGGAUUGGUUUACGGACAAGUAUGGUCUUGAUUUGUGCUAUCAUAAUGCUUGGUUAGGUGUGGAGAAGGCAAGGGGGGAAUUGUAUGGAGAUUAUGAAGGUUCAUUCGAUAGGCUUCGGUGGUACGUUGAAGCUGCAAGGGCUACAAAUCCGAGGAGCGUAUUGAGGCUAGAAUCUGAUCCUGUAACCAAAGAGUUUUCACGGCUAUUUGUGUCGUUUGAUGCUUGUAUCAAGGGGUUCAAUUACUGUCGGCCUUUUCUGUGUCUUGAUGCCACCCAUUUGAAAGGUAGAUUCAAAGGAACACUCCUUGCCGCAACAGAAAAAGAUGCAAAUCAAUGUUUAUUCCCUAUAGCUUAUGCAAUUUGUGACGCUGAAAAUGAUGCUAAUUGGACUUGGUUUAUUGGCCUUUUGAGGAGUACAUUGUCCACUUGUCCUAUUACCUUUAUUACUGAUCGUAACGCAGGUCUUGUCAACAACAUUCCUAUUAUGUUCCCCGGUUGUCAUCAUGCAUACUGUCUUUAUCACCUACAGUUUAACUUGAAGGAUCACUUUCCUGGUCGGUUUAGGAAAGGUUUUCGGAACAAGCUCGUAGAAUUGUUCAACAAAUGUGCAUAUGCUUCAUCGGUGUCGGUUUACAAAGCUGCGGAGGAAGAUUUUUACCAAUUUGGUGGGGAUAAAGCUAGGACCUUUAUUGCAAGUGUCCCUAAAGAGCAUUGGAGCAACGCGUAUUUUAAAGGUCAACGGUACGACGAGAUGAGCUCUAGUGCUGUGGAGUCGUUUAACAAUUGGAUUCUUAAAGCUCGAGAAAUGGCUGUUUUUUAUUUAGUUGAUGAACUUCGUCGCAAAAUUAUGAAGCAAAUGGCAGCUAGGAGAGUAAAGUCGAUGAAAUGGAAUUCAGUUAUUUGUCCGAAUAUGGAUAAGAAGCAUACUGCAACGGUUAUUAUAAAAGCUUGCGGAGGGGAAGGAACUUUGGUGGACCACAUGGAUCCGUUAUACCUUGUCGAUGCGUAUCGGCGUGCAUAUGAAGAACCCAUAUAUCCAGUUGUAGAGAGUGACAUUCCUGAUUUUACAAAGGAAGGUGACCAAGUUAUAAACCCUCCACGGAACAGGCAGCCAGCAGGUAGACCCAAAGUUAAACGCGUUCGUUCAAAGGGUGAAGAGUCAUAUACUAGGCCAAAUAAAUGUGGGAGGUACACUAUAUAUAACCAUGACUUGGAUAGCAGAACAGCAGACCUUUACACAUUCCGCUUUACACAUUCUGUUACAAAAGCCUUUAGAACGUCAGAUGUGGUUAAAUUGGACAGCAUAACAGCAUCAAAACAGCUUCAUAACAAGCAGCAAAAUAGCAGCAACCUAGCUUCAGAAUACAGAGAAACUGCAGCAGAUGAGAUUGCAGCCAUAUAA